CGAGCGGGAGUUUGAGGAGUUGGAUGCUCAAAAUCGUUGGCAGCAGCUGUACUUGGAAAUUCGCAAUGAGUCCCUUGACUAUCCUCAUAGAGUGUCCAAGUUUCCAGAAAAUAGAAAUCGAAACAGACACAGAGAUGUAAGCCCAUAUGAUCACAGUCGUGUUACACUGCAAAAUACUGAAAAUGAUUAUAUUAAUGCCACCUUAGUUGACAUAGAAGAAGCGCAAAGGAGUUACAUCUUAACACAGGGUCCACUUCCUAAUACAGGUUGUCAUUUCUGGCUCAUGAUUUGGCAGCAAAAGGCGAAAGCUGUUGUUAUGCUAAACUGAGUUGUAGAGAAAGAAUCGGUUAAACGUGCACAGUACUGGCCAACAAAGGAAGACCGGGAGAUGCUGUUUAAAGAAACAGGAUUCAGUGUGAAGUUCUUGACAGAAGAUGUGAAGUCAUAUUAUACAGUACAUCUACUGCAAUUAGAAAAUAUCAAUAGUGGUGAAACCAGAACAAUAUCUCACUUUCAUUAUACUACCUGACCAGAUUUUGGAGUUCCUGAAUCAUCAACUUCAUUCCUCAAUUUUUUAUUUAAAGUGAGAGAAUCUGGUUCCUUGAAUCCUGAACAUGGGCCUGCAGUGAUACACUGUAGUGCAGGCAUUGGGCGGUCAGGCACCUUUUCUCUGGUAGAUACCUGUCUUGUUCUGAUGGGAAAAGGAGAUGAUAUUAACAUUAAACAACUGUUACUGAAUAUGAGAAAAUAUCAAAUGGGGCUUAUUCAGACACCAGAUCAACUCAGAUUUUCAUAUAUGACUAUAAUAGAAGGAGCAAAAUGUAUAAAGGGAGAUUCAAAUACACAGAAACGGUGGAAAGAACUUUCUAAAGAAGACUUAUGUCCUGCUUUUGAUCACUCACCAACCAAGAUAAUGACUGAAAAAUACAAUGGGAACAGGAUAGGGCUAGAAAAAGAAAGACUGACAGGUGACAGAUAUACAGGACUAUCCUCCAAAAUGCAAGAUACUAUGGAAGAGAACAGUGAGAGUAUUCUACGGAAACGAAUUCGAGAAGACAGAAAAGCUAACACAGCUCAGAAGAUGCAGCAGAUGAAACAGAGGCUAAAUGAGACUGAACAAAAAAGAAAAAGGCCAAGUUUGACAGACACCUAAGUAUUCAUGACUUGAGAAUGUUCUGCAGCUAUAAAUUUUGAACCAUUGAUGUGCAAAGCAAGACCUGAAGCCCACUCCGGAAACUAAUGU
Molossus molossus (Pallas's mastiff bat) is the source of this 1243-nucleotide messenger RNA. RefSeq names its product tyrosine-protein phosphatase non-receptor type 2-like. Bases 695 to 1153 code for a protein of 152 amino acids. The record is from RefSeq and is a predicted model, not a curated record. The transcript has a single exon. NCBI's taxonomy places the organism in Eukaryota, Metazoa, Chordata, Mammalia, Chiroptera, Molossidae.